Botrytis fragariae is the source of this 741-nucleotide messenger RNA. RefSeq names its product putative disease resistance protein. Lineage: Eukaryota; Fungi; Ascomycota; Leotiomycetes; Helotiales; Sclerotiniaceae. The transcript is spliced from 3 exons. The coding region runs from base 1 to 741 and encodes 246 amino acids. The record is from RefSeq and is a predicted model, not a curated record.
AUGGCAGCGGGAAUGGACGCAAAAACGGCAGAGCCAACUCUCCCCGAAACUUACAAUGCAUUCUUUUACGGCACUCUCAUGGCCCCCGAAGUUCUCUACCGCGUAAUCUACGGUGCAUCCAAUCACCCUUCCACUUCUCUAACCAUCACUCCCGCCCUUCUCCAUGACUACUGUCGACAUCGAGUUAGCUUCGCUGACUAUCCAGCCAUCAUCUCUGAGCCAGGUCAUACCGUCCGUGGUACCUACGUAACCGGUCUUACGCCCUCCAACAUGCGAAACUUGGAUUACUUCGAAGGAUCUCAAUAUGAGCGAAAAGUAGUCACUGUAAAGCUCCUGGCCCCAAAGGAUAAAAGUACGCACGGCGCCAAUGCAAUCAUGGCCGAAGCUGUAGAAACAGGAGAAGAGAAAGAAGCGCAAACAUAUGUCUUUACAGAUCUAGACGCUUUGGAAAAAGGAGAAUGGGAUUUUGAAUUCUUCAGACGAGAAAAAUUGAGAAAUUGGGCGGAUGAAAGUGAGGAGUAUGCCGAAGUUGAUGCGAAGGCUGCGAAAAGCAACGAGACCGAAAUUGGUAUUCAUGGUUUCCUUGAUCAACCAGAUCCUACUGGCGGGCGCGGCAUUAAAACGGCUAUGGGAAAGGAGUUGAAGGAGUUAACAGAUAAAAAGAGAGAGGAAGAAUGGAUUUUGGAGGAAAAGAAGAGAAUUGCAAGAGAGAGGUCUAAGUGCCAAUGUACUAUCGGAUAA